Gossypium arboreum is the source of this 2146-nucleotide messenger RNA. Its product is annotated as T-complex protein 1 subunit theta-like. The record is from RefSeq and is a predicted model, not a curated record. NCBI's taxonomy places the organism in Eukaryota, Viridiplantae, Streptophyta, Magnoliopsida, Malvales, Malvaceae. Gene Ontology annotation, cellular component: chaperonin-containing T-complex. Gene Ontology annotation, molecular function: ATP-dependent protein folding chaperone; ATP hydrolysis activity; ATP binding. The coding region runs from base 274 to 1926 and encodes 550 amino acids. Gene Ontology annotation, biological process: protein folding. The transcript is spliced from 13 exons.
UGACACUAAUUCAGGAUUGAUAUGAAAAGUUUUGGAGGUUCCGAAUGUAUUAACCCUAAAAAGAAAAGCAAAUGAUCUCUCUCACGUGAACCGCGGGCGCGUGAAAUGCGUUCUUCCAGCUUCUAGGGCUUUCCUGGGACUAAAAACCCACUCAAGCACUUGCUACAUACUUCGGUAUCCCCUCUUCUUCCAAGCCAACAAGCGUAAAGGUUGAAUCUUUUCCCCCAUUUCUCCACUCCUAAAGUCAGGGUUUCGAGCAAAAAUAGAACCAAAAUGGGGUUCUCAAUGCAGCCUUAUGGCAUACAAUCCAUGCUGAAGGAAGGUCACAAGCAUCUCUCAGGUCUCGACGAAGCUGUUCUCAAAAACAUUGAUGCUUGCAAGCAACUCUCCACCAUCACCCGCACUUCCCUCGGCCCCGAAGGCAUGAAUAAGAUGGUAAUUAAUCAUUUAGACAAGCUCUUUGUUACCAAUGAUGCUGCUACUAUUGUCAAUGAGCUCGAGGUUCAACAUCCUGCGGCCAAGAUUUUAGUUCUAGCUGGUAAGGCUCAGCAAGAGGAGAUCGGAGAUGGCGCUAACUUGACGAUUUCUUUUGCCGGUGAGCUUCUCCAAAAUGCAGAGGAGCUUAUUAGGAUGGGCUUGCACCCCAGUGAGAUCAUUAGUGGAUAUACUAAAUCCAUUAGCAAGGCAAUUGAGGUGUUGGGGGAACUUGUGGAGAAAGGUUCUGAAACUAUGGAUGUUAGGAAUAAAGAGCAAGUUGUUACUCGAAUGAAAGCUGCUGUUGCUAGUAAACAACAUGGACAGGAAGACAUAUUAUGUUCCCUUAUAGCUGAUGCAUGCAUCCAAGUCUGCCCCAAGAACCCUGCAAAUUUUGAUGUUGAUAAUGUCCGUGUGUCAAAGCUUGUUGGAGGGGGUUUGCAUAAUUGUACAAUUGUUAGAGGGAUGGUUUUAAAAGGUGAUGCUGUGGGAAGUAUAAAGCGUAUGGAGAAGGCAAAGGUGGCUGUGUUUGCCAGUGGCGUUGAUUCAUCUGCCACUGAAACAAAAGGAACUGUAUUGAUUCACUCAGCUGAGCAGCUAGAGAAUUAUUCUAAAACUGAAGAAGCUAAGGUUGAGGAACUCAUCAAAGCAGUUGCUGAUUCUGGUGCCAAAGUUAUUGUCAGUGGAGGAGCUGUUGGUGAAAUGGCAUUACAUUUCUGUGAACGUUACAAGUUAAUGGUCUUGAAAAUCAGCUCAAAAUUUGAACUGAGGCGUUUUUGCCGCACUACGGGAACUUCUGCUCUUUUAAAACUCAGCCAACCAAAGCCGGAUGAUUUGGGAUUUGUUGAUUCAAUUUCAGUCGAGGAAAUUGGUGGUUCUCGGGUCACUGUUGUGAGAAGUGAAGAAGGUGGUAACAAGAUUGCCACUGUGGUUUUACGAGGAAGUACUGAUAGUAUAUUGGAUGAUCUUGAAAGAGCUGUUGAUGAUGGAGUGAACACAUAUAAGGCAAUGUGCAGGGACAGUCGAAUGGUACCUGGAGCUGCAGCUACUGAAAUUGAGUUGGCUAGAAGAUUGAAAGAGUUCUCCUUCAAGGAAACAGGAUUGGAUCAGUAUGCCAUUGCCAAGUUUGCUGAAAGUUUUGAAAUGGUUCCAAGAACCCUAGCAGAGAAUGCUGGUCUCAAUCCAAUGGAUAUCAUAUCUAAGCUGUAUGAAAAACAUGCAUCCGGAAAUACCAAAGUGGGUAUUGACUUGGGGGGAGGUGACUCCGAGGAUGGUGUUUGCAAAGAUGUGUCAAUCCUGAAUAUCUGGGAUCUUUAUGUCACCAAGUUUUUCGCUCUCAAAUAUGCUGCUGAUGCUGCCUGCACUGUUCUACGGGUUGAUCAGAUUAUAAUGGCAAAACCAGCUGGAGGUCCUGGAAGGAGAGAGCAGCCUGCAGGGAUGGAUGAGGACUAAGUCUUCUGAUCUGCAACAUUAUAUGCUAUUCCUUUUCUCUUUUUUCUCAUCAGGGCUGGUUCGGACUUUGUUAGGCAUCUUCGGAGAUGCUAAAAACACUUUGAAACAAAGUUUUGCUUUUGUUUUGAAAAUUGUUAUGGUUCUGUGUUUUUUGUUUUUUGCUAAUCAAUUCUGUAAUUUUUCCAUCAGUAAAUGUGAUGAAUGUUGUUUCCUUUGACAA